This is a messenger RNA of Drosophila grimshawi, 2371 nucleotides long. RefSeq lists its product as uncharacterized. Gene Ontology annotation, molecular function: guanyl-nucleotide exchange factor activity. The transcript has 11 exons. Lineage: Eukaryota; Metazoa; Arthropoda; Insecta; Diptera; Drosophilidae. The record is from RefSeq and is a predicted model, not a curated record. Gene Ontology annotation, biological process: Ras protein signal transduction; positive regulation of GTPase activity. Gene Ontology annotation, cellular component: plasma membrane. Bases 322 to 2268 code for a protein of 648 amino acids.
UGUACGUGUGUUUUGUGUACCCCGCGGCGUAUGAGUUAUGUGCAACGAUUGUUCGCAAUGUUGAUUUGACGACGACUCAGUGAAUCAUAAAAUGUCGCAGUUUUUCAUGGUCAAAAUUUGUUCAUUGUUUUCAGUGCACGCAUGGACGUGAUGAUGACAUUACGAAGCAAAGCUCUCGACUCCUAUUCCCACGGUCUGUCACCUGUUUGGAGCGUGUCCGUGCGUUAAUCAGACACAUACACACUGUUAUCCAUUCGUACCUAGACUCAGUCGAAAAGCAGACACAUGUGCGCGUCAGGAGCGUCCACAAAAACGUGACACAUGGCGAUGUACUUUUAUGCCAGUAAGAUAUCAGCCAUCGCCUGCGGCACCCGUUCCAAGCAAACCGUCCUUCAAAAGUCGCGCGGUCAACGGGAUCGCGACAAAGACAUAUAUCGUCAGCGGGGAUGUCUGCAGCAGAGCUCCGAUAGCGAGACAAGCACGGACGAGGCAGACUCUGUCAAGCCAUCAUCUCAAUUCCCGGAUGUUGGCAUUUUCUCACUCGAUGUCUGCAGUUCGACUGUGGAAACGACAACGCCAUCCAGCCUGCAACUGAGAAAGGCACUCGAACAGGAAAAUGAGUGUGCAGCGCAACUUGAUGCGAGUGAAUUGGAACUGGGGUUUCGGCAGUUUGAGCUUACGAACGCAAAAUCAAUAGCAAUGGGUGCUGGCAAUGACACAGUUCAAUAUGAUGUGCCCAAAAAUUCGAUAAAGCUCAGCCAAUGUGAUAUCAAUUUUGAGAGCUCUGUUUUGGGUUCCGGCGGCAUUAUGUAUAUAAAUGGUAAAAUAGUUUCUGGCCCGCUGGACUCAUUUACUGAUGUGCUCAUACCCAAGAAUGUCAAUGAUUUGGAUAAGGAAUUUCUGUUCUCAUUCUUAUUAUCAUCACGCUUGUUCUUGCGACCACACGAGCUGUUGGGAAAACUGUUGGACUCGGUACCUGAUAGUGAAUGCUUAGAAACACUAGUUGCCCUUCUGGCCGAAUGGACGCAGAAAUUUCCGUACGACUAUCGGGACGAGCGCAUGAUGAAUCAUAUAAAACAUAUCGUUGCUAGAUGCUCCAAUUCACAUUUAGAAGCCGCAGUCUCUCAAGUACUAAGUGCCUUACUUAACCGUUUGACUGAUUUAGAGGGACAUGAGGCCGAUCUGCGUGCCUGUCAGAUCAGUAACGAUAAGCUCGCUUCAGCCCUUAACUGCACAACUGCCACUCAAUAUGCACAAGUCUUGUGUCGACUGGAAAAGAAAUUGGCCAAGCACAUUGGACCAGAGGAGUUUCUGCAGUGCAGCAGCCUGGUGCUUUUGGAUAAACAGAAGAAGUGGGACCAACCUUCAUCAUCCGCUGGACCGCAGGGUGCACAGGAUCCAAAGAAGACAUGUAACCUGGAAACGUAUCUGGACUGGUCGGCACGUCUGCGUCUCUUUGUCUGCAAUGAGAUACUGCAGUGCAGAGGAAUCGAGGAGCGCAGUAGAACAGUGGAGGUGUGGAGCGGCGUGGCACAGUAUUGCUUGCUGGUCGGCAAUUACAAUAGUGCAACGGCAAUUUUGGAGUCACUGGAAUCACCAGCCAUAUCGAGGCUUAAAAUUACGUGGAGCAAAUUGCAAGUGACAUGCCAGCAAUUGGAUUGCAUGCAACGACAUGCCGAAGGACAUGGUCAUUUAUGGCAUAAGCAGACAAUCGUCUUAAAUGAGCAGCAUCCAAUUCGAAAGACUGAUAAGCAGACGGUAGUUUCGAUAACAAAUGAGCCAUCAUUAUCACCAGUAACAACAGUAGCAAAUGAAGUCACUACAACAGACAGUGAGGCAAUCUCGACUUGUGCCAGUGGGCGUCGAGACACAUCCGGGUUGAGUAUAAGGCUCACGUCCAAGACCCUGUCUGGGACAACAACAACAGAAACUGUAACCAGUUGUGGCAAACCAAACGAUUGGGUGGUUAUUCCUGUGUUUGCGGAUAUUGUUAAAUUGGCACUGGUCGAACGUGAAAACUGUUUGCAGCGUUUACCAAAUGGCCACUUUAAUAUUGCCGCCUUCGAUCGCAUUGGGGCGAUUGUUGGAGCCUUCACAAAGCACAUGCAUUCUAUGAAAUUGGUAGAGGAGCCAUCUAUCUGCGAGUAUGCGAGCUUCUGCUCCCACAUGCAGCAAACAUCCAAACUUGGCGAAGCGGAAUUAAUGAUGGCUUCUUUUGCUUGCGAGGAACCCAACAAUGCUGAAAAGAUGAUGUACGACUUAAAUUAAUAGGAAUUAAUUAUGCUAUAAUGAGUGCAUUCUAAAGUAACAUAUUUGGAUUUGGACAUAAUAACAAAUCGAUAUUGUUUGUAUGUAAAUAUGAAAUAAACUG